This is a messenger RNA of Vollenhovia emeryi, 3357 nucleotides long. RefSeq lists its product as uncharacterized. Gene Ontology annotation, cellular component: plasma membrane. The record is from RefSeq and is a predicted model, not a curated record. NCBI's taxonomy places the organism in Eukaryota, Metazoa, Arthropoda, Insecta, Hymenoptera, Formicidae. Bases 1171 to 2787 code for a protein of 538 amino acids. Gene Ontology annotation, biological process: engulfment of apoptotic cell; apoptotic process involved in development; phosphatidylserine exposure on apoptotic cell surface. The transcript has 5 exons.
AAGUCUCCGAUACGAGAGUAAGGCCGGUAUUCAUAGUCGAUUCUUAUUUCAAAAUCAUGUUAAGUAUUGUCUUAAGACGCAAUUACAGCUCUGUGAUUGGUUGAAAACACAUUAAGAGUAUACUUAAGAUGGUCUUAAGGGUCUUAAGUAUAAGAACGGACUAUGAAUACCGGCCUAAGUCUUGUAGCGGUUUAAAGUUUUUCCUCAUUUCUAUUCUAAGAAAAGUAUACUACGAUGCAUCAAUGAGAUUCUUCUGCGGUGUAGACGGGUGUAGCUACGCGUCGUCCGCACAUUGACAAAAAACUACAGACGGUGCGCUUAUCUACACCGAAAAAGGUUAAUGCACUACGGUGUCGCUCGGCAAAAUAGGUUAGGUUACAUUAAUUAAAAAAAGAAAGCAUACUCAUCAUCGUCCAUUUUACCAGUGUUGAUUUAUAGUAUAUUUUCUUAUAGAUAAUCUAUAAGAAAAAUGCCACGUGAGGAGAUAAGAGAUCCAAUUUGCUCGCAGGUUAGAUUAGGUUAGGUUGACCGGAGAGAGAGAGAGAGAAAAAGAGAGCUUACAAACACAUACAAUGCGUACGUGUGUACGCCACGGCGAUGCGUGUGAGCCUGUUUCUCGAGUGCCGCGGUACUCGCGCGCGCAAACGCAGUGCGUCCGUGCGGGAGAAGAAAAUAAAAAGAAGCGGUCGUGACACACGCACCUAUCGUGGCGACAUGGUAUCGAUACCUGGGGAGACGCUUUAUCGCCGCCUUGCGAAAUGGACGCUUAUCGGGUUAUCUUCCUCGUUCGUACGGCGCGCUGACUAAUCGAUCGCUGCCGAUACGCGUGCGGAACGACGCUCGUCUCUCUCCCGCGAGUCUGCACUGUCUGCAGUGCGCGCGGUUGCGCAACUCGCUCCGCAACUCGAGAGUCUGUUCCGCGUCUCCGCCUCGAGGACCUCGAGGUCCCCUGAGAUGACGCAGGACUGAGGAGCCGUGCACACCUGUGGAAGAGUCGAAGAGGCGCAAUCUUAUCUACGAGAUGACUCGAUCGGCCUCGAGAGACACUUGGGAACGUCGCGACUGAUCCGUGCUCGCUACGGGCUGUGGAAGAGGUUCUCUGUCAAUAUUUAUUAAGCGAACAUAUGUGAUAGCGGAAGGUAUGAGACAGGCUCGUUAGCCCGCGGGAAAAUGGCGAAAGAGAGAUAUUCCGUCAACCCCGAGGCGAAUACGCUGUGCCACCGGAAGUCCACGCGCUGCAUGAAGAUCCCGCUGAAGUCGACCGAGCAGAUAUACCUGAUAUUUCUCGUGCCGACGCUGAUCAGCUGUUUUGUAUAUAUUGUUCACUUCGCUGCCGACUUGGUGGUAGCUAUUCAACACUUCAAGGAGGACAAUCCGCUAUGGGGAAUGGCCACCCUGGCAAUUCUCUACGCGCCGGCGCUCAUGUACUUCAUACUGACGGUCUCGAGGCCCGACUGGUGGAUGACGGAGGACGAUAAGGUGUCGAAGGGUGUACUCGGCUGGUUCGCCCUCCAAGUGUGUCAGUGCGUAGGAUUUGUGUUCUUCGUAUUAUACAGAUACGCGGGACUCAUUGUACUGUCCGUGGACGCUAUCACUUUAUCCGGGGACGAGAGAGUGAAGACGUUGAAUGUCGCCGCGGCACCUGCGGCCAUCGAAUUGUACUUCUUUCUGCAGGCGUGGUUCCAGGCUGCACCGCAGGCGGUCUUUCAGGCACACCUGCUCUUCAGGCAGAGCUCCGUGCUUCGCAGCUAUCAAUCAAUUAUGGUGCAGGUGCUCUGCAUCGUUAUGUCCAUUGUAGUUGUGGCGAUGAAGACAGCUUCCUUCCAGAGAUUCGAGAGCCAGCGUGUGAACGGCAGGAAACUACCCUGGGCGAUGUGGCUGAAGAGAUACUGCAUUCAGGAGCUGAACAAUAUCGAGGAAAAGGCGUCGCUACAGGCGCCACCCUCGCCUCCAAAGGAGCAAGAGGACACCGUGAACGCCGAAGCAACGCCGCCGGAAGCGAGCCCGGCCGUUGAGAACGAGCAGGAGCUCGAGGUCCAGCCGCACGCGGCUCUGCUGGACCGUCAGGUUUCCGUGACCCCGCCGUUACCACCGAAGAAUGUACACGUGACGCCGCCGCCGACGCCGCUUCGCGGCAUAACGACGGUCGCGCCGCUCCUGGUGCCGGACGUGCCGGCGCCGCCGCGUCCGGAUUCCGUUUACACGGAGGACGAGGCGGCGAGAGCAGCGGCGAGCUCCGAGCCGAACCAAAGACUGAUAGGCAGCAGCGCGCAGAGCCUGAAAGUUCCUAAACGAAAGUAUUCCGAGAAGGGCCUCGAGGAGGACGAUCCGGUAGGAAGGCUCCUGUCCUUCCUCUGGUGGUUCUUCUUCAUCUUGGCGCGCGUGUUAGCCAUCGCCGUGGCCUACGAGUUCUUCCCGAAGACCGUGCUGACGAUGAUGGCCGUGCACUACGCCGUCAUGUUGAUCUAUCUGUUCUAUUACUCCAAGUAUUACGACGUCAUCACGAUCAUCGUCAAUCUCUGGCUCGGUCUGGUCUACAUAUUCAGCCUGAUCGAGUACCGGAUCAAGUUCAGGUAUGCCGACUGGUGGACACUGCCGUACUAUGUGUUCGUGAUCGCGCAGAACGUGGCGUUGACGCUCACGUGGUACGUACACGCCGACUGGAACGGAUUCUGGUACACCUACAUAUUCGGUACGAUUCUCGGCAGCAUGGCGCUCUGCGUCCUCUCGUCCGCGGUGUACCAUGCGAUGUUCAAGCCAAAGAAAUGCCGAGUAUACAGCAGCUGACGAUCGUUGGAGGGGGCACAGGCCUUCAAAUAAGUCUUCUGCGAGAGAAUUGUACUUCCGCUUUUACUUUUGUACAAAGCGUGCAGGUAAACUGUAGAUACACACUCGGGAGAAGUUGAUCGAACCCUCCGGAAGAAACGAAAAUCUCCCGAGCAUUCUGGCGGCUUUCUAUACUUUAUUUACACCUUGUAGAUGUGUUUUCGAUUUUUGUUAAAGCUUUAGAGACCUCACGGUGUUGAGACAUUUGAGAAUAUUUUACACAAAAGUAUAUUCAUUUAUUAAAUCUAUAUUUAUAACUUAUCUAUACUUCUGUAUAUUACAAUUGACUGUCUUACACUAAUCAUAUAUAGAAUGAUUGGUAUAGAAAAAGGCUUUUAGAUAUAAUCAUUGUUAGAUUGGUGCAGAAGUUUCCCAUACUUGCCAAAUAGACGCAAACUUACAAUUUGAAUCAACUCAGAUGAAAUAAUUGUACCAUUUUUUCAUCGAAAAAGUGCUUUGGUGCUCUUCCCAAGGACCAGUUUCACAAACAUCGGUUAACUGCUAACUAGGGUUCAAUCGCGACUCCCUAUC